Messenger RNA from Rhizopus microsporus ATCC 52813, 2286 nucleotides. RefSeq lists its product as uncharacterized. The record is from RefSeq and is a predicted model, not a curated record. The transcript is spliced from 7 exons. The coding region runs from base 1 to 2286 and encodes 761 amino acids. Lineage: Eukaryota; Fungi; Mucoromycota; Mucoromycetes; Mucorales; Rhizopodaceae.
AUGCCAGCAGAAGAAGCAGCUGAAACAGCUGCUUCUCCUUUGUCAGCCUUUAAGCGAAUAUUGACUAUCAAGACCUCGUUAUCUACGAUUGGAUGGAAAGAACAGUAUAAACCUGCACUUAAAGAAUUAAUGAAUAUCACCAGAGACGGCAGUGUUACCGGCAAAUCCCAACUUUCAGACAAGACACGUAUGGCAAGAAGUCUAACAUUCCCAUAUACAGAGAAAUAUUGUCAACAUGCCUCUUACACACCCAUAAAAUUAACAAAUGCCCAGCAAAUCACGAAAUAUGAAGGCACAAAGAUUCAUACAGCGUAUAUCAACAAUAUUACCCUUCAUUUUGGGAACCAGCUUUACAUGGAAGAGAGAGGAUGCUCUGAAGAAGAAAUAAAGAAGACGAUAAAGACUGAUGUGCUUGAUGUCUGUCAUAAGCUCAAAAUGGAGAUCUCUGCUAAAAAGCUACCAACUCUUACUGCAAACUUCUUAACUGAAACAAUCACAAAUCAAAUCCAAAGCUUUUUAAAUGUGUACCCGGAUAAGUACAAUUUCGCAAAGAACUCCAUCUAUUAUGAUGUUAAAGCAAAACCGCAACAACACUUACAAGCAUAUUAUAUGCUGGCAAAGAUUUGUGAAGAAAACAACUCAAAGUCAUUCAGCUGCUUCCCUUUGCGUAAAGGCUUUAUUCCUGGCUACAUGACAAUCGAUGCCAAGAUCUUAAAUUAUCACAUCCUAAAAAACAAGAAAUUCGCUGUUGGUUCCAAGUUUGAUAUUUGGAAAAGUGUUGGAACAAUCGAAACGGAUGGUGUAGGUGUCUCUAUCGUCAAGCAAAACUUUGACCCUGCAAGAAAAGGUGCUUCUAGUGAUCGUUGGCGAAUGAUUACUACGGAUGAUUCUUUUGUCUAUGCUGGAAACUUGUCAAAAUCUGAACUACUCAAAACGAAAGAUAAGUGCAUACUUAUCGAUCCUGGCCGUGGUGAUCUUUUACAUUGUAUACAUGAAACAAGUUCUCCAGAAAAAAAGUCUAUUUUCCGAUACAAAAGGAACCAACGAGCAGUUGAAAUGAAGUCAAGACGAUAUCGUAAACUCAGGCAAAUCUUAAAGCCUGAUUAUAUACAGUCCCUUGAAGACCAGCUCAGUAGAUUACCUGCCUCAACCGUGAAGUCUAAAGUAUUUGCCGAGUAUCUUGAAGUGAAAGCCCAGAUCUCAGAAUGUUUAAAGGAAUAUUACUGUAAUGAAGAUGUCAUUUUCGGCACAAGUAAUUGUGAUGCUAUUAAUGACGGUAAUGCCAGUGAUAAUAUUAGUUAUGCUGAUGCUGCCAGUAGCAAGGUUAUUAUUGGUGAAGCUAGUCGCAGUAAUGUUGAUAGUAUAGAUGGUAUCGCCAAUGACGGUGAAGCUAAUUGUGCUAGUGACAGUGCUGAUGUUAUUAGUGAUGGUGCUGUCAGUGACGAAGCUGUUAGUGAUUUUAACGUUGAUGAUAAAUUUGAUACUGAACUCGCAAUUCAUCAAGUAAAGCGAUGCCUCAAGCGUUCUAUUGAUAAUCUCCAAUUUAUUCUCAAUGAAAAUAAGACUAAGAACAAGAUAGAGAAGCACGAAUAUGAAUGGUUUAAUAGUAUACUCAAGGAAGCCCAGUUUUUAAAAGUAAUUUCCAAGGAAGAAUACGAAUAUCAUCAUAAAAGGGCCAAAGACUUAUCUGAGCUGAUUAGAUCGACGCUCACGCCAUUACCUUUCAGAAAAUUAAAGCUGUCCAGCAAGAUCAAUAAGCAACAGUCAAAUAAAAAACUAGCCAAUGACUUGAAGAAAAAGUUUGGUAAAGAUGCGGUUCUUAUCUUGGGCGAUUGGAUGGUUAAUUAUGUCGAAUUUCAUGAACCUAUUAGAGAAAAAGGAAUGCGACUGAUGCUGCGAAAAGAAGGGUUCACUGCUUUGCUAAUUAACGAAUAUAAAACGUCAAGUUUCUGUCCUGAAUGUGAAAUUGGUGAAUUAGAAACCUUUAAAAUUAUGCCUACUGUUAAACGACACGGUCUUUUAAGAUGUAAAAAUCAAAAUUGUUUGAAGAUCCAACAAACGAGUAGGCUCUGGAACAGGGAUCUUGCCGCUGUACUGAAUUUUCGUUCUAUAUUACAGUCACUCAGAAAGACAGGCGCUCGACCUGAGAGAUUUACGAGAUAUACCAUGGAAGAUAAUAGACGAAAAAGAAAGGGAACACAGCACGAAAGUAACAAAACAAAAAAGCCAGACUUGAUUCCGCCUCGGUUAUUGCUGAAGGCACCCACAGUACAGAUAAAUUAUUGA